This is a messenger RNA of Cyprinodon variegatus (sheepshead minnow), 8135 nucleotides long. RefSeq names its product immunoglobulin superfamily member 10 (gene igsf10). The transcript has 10 exons. The coding region runs from base 228 to 7490 and encodes 2420 amino acids. The record is from RefSeq and is a predicted model, not a curated record. NCBI's taxonomy places the organism in Eukaryota, Metazoa, Chordata, Actinopteri, Cyprinodontiformes, Cyprinodontidae. Gene Ontology annotation, molecular function: protein binding. Gene Ontology annotation, cellular component: extracellular region.
CAGCUGCAGACGCUUACACAAAAAUUACUAGUAUCAGAUUUGUUCUUCAGACACAGGAGACUUAACCCGAAAAAACUACUGGAUUUAUAAGAGGACCUUAAAUAUGUCUAUGAGGAUUUUUACCCCUUAACUUUUGAAAUUGUUUCAUCAGCUUUGCUAAACUAAGGUGGAUUUCAGGUCCCGAUCAGGUCCAAGGGCAGUAACCCCCUUACUAAAGCCCCAUCUACAUGACAGCCCCAUGCAUCAUGAGUGUGUGUGAAUGCAAUGUUUUCUACCUUCGGGGUUGGUUACUAAAGGCUCUGUUGUUGCUUGCUGCUAUGCAGCUGUCGUGUGCUGACUGCCCAAAAUCGUGUGUGUGUAAUAUCCCCAAUGAAGUGCACUGCACCUUCAAAUAUCUGACUGCAGUACCUGACCACUUCCCACCAGCUGUAGAAAGAAUUAACCUCGGGUACAAUGGUAUAACUUUCUUGAGAGAAAGUAAUUUCUUGAGGCUUGAGAAGUUGCAGCUGCUGAUGCUGCACAGCAAUACAAUAUACAGCAUUGAGGACAAGGUCUUCAAAGACCUCAGGUCUUUAAAGGUCCUGAAGAUGUCACAUAAUAAAAUACGGAAAAUUGAUAAAGAAACUUUUAAAGGGCUGAACGGUCUACUGAGACUCCACAUAGACCACAACCAAAUUGAAUUUAUCAACCCGGAAGCUUUCUAUGGCCUGACUAACUUGCAGCUGGUCCAGCUGGAGGGCAACCAACUCCAGCAGCUCCAUGCAGACACAUUCAUCACUCUGAGACAUAGCCGGGUUUUCAAAGUGUCCUCAUUGAGAACCAUUAACUUGUCAGACAAUCUUUUGAGUGCUCUGCCUGCUGAAAUUUUCCAAGGCUGCAGUCAGUUGGAGAAACUAUUCCUACACGGGAACCCCUGGAGAUGUGACUGUCAGAUGAAGUGGUUCUCAGCAUGGACACAUAAAAAUACCGGUGUGCUGAAGUGUAACCAAGACAGGCGAGGCCACCUGUGUCCUGUUUGUGAAACUCCUGCCUCUCAACUUCGCAAACCUCUAACCAUUCUCAGUUAUGAUGCCUAUACAUGUACCAAACCCUGGAUUAAAUCAUAUCUCAAGCAGAAAAAUAUAAACCUGGAGGAAGGGGACUUUAUUCCAGUUUACCCCAAGGACUUUAUUGCCCCAUUGGGAACCAUACAGAUGAACCUGACUGACCAGUUUUACAGACAAGCCAGCCUAACGUGUACUGUGCAGACACCUACUGCUUUAGAAAACCUAACACAAAAUGUAACACGGAACAAGGAAAAUAAUAUGGUAGAGCUUAGUACACUUAUCACAACAUAUUUGGUGUGUAACAUUGACCAUGAACACAUCCAACAGCUUUGGCAGAUCGUGGCCACUUACAGUGACUCUCCUAUGAGGCUCAAGAGAGAUGUAAUGCUGAAAAAUCCUGAAAUAGUCUACAGAUACAGUCAAGAAAAUGGCGGAGAGGAAGAAAUCACAACAAAUAUUAAAGCUAUUAUCAAGGCAACUCCCUCAUGGUUAAUGCAGCAAGAAUUGAGCUUCCAGCUUGACCGCACCACAACCACAUUUUCAACUUUGCAUAUUAAGUACCAGUCUGUAGUCAGUUUACAUUUUGAAGCUUUGCCCUCAAAAAAAGAUCAUUAUUCCUGGACGAUGAUCAAAAGAGACAAUCAAACCAAGACUGAGCAAACGGUGAUAACAGGUGGUGUGGUAAAGUUGAGCUGUCAAAUCCAAGGUGAACCAAAGCCUUUGAUGGAGUGGAUUUUACCAGAUGGAAGUAAGGUCCGAGCACCUUUUUACAGUGAGGACAGAAGAAUAAUAAUCUCCUCUGAUGGUGUGCUAACUCUUCGCGGUGCUGAUUCCUCUGACACCGGCCUCUAUCGAUGCAUUGCCACAAACUACAUGGAUGCAGAUGUUCUUACAUUUCGGGUAACUGUUCUUUCUCUUGACGUUGAGGAGUCUGAGAUAAAUGGUCUUCGGCUCUCAAAGUCAGUUGAUGAAAAUCUUUUAUUUGACUGUAGCUCCUCUGGGAGUCCAGCGGGUUCAGUUUCAUGGAUUCUUCCUGACCACUCAGUACUGGAGAAGUCCCAAGCAAAUAAAAUUGUGUACCCAAAUGGUACAUUGCUAAUCCAAGGCCUUACACCCAGGGAUCGAGGCUUUUAUAGGUGCCUGGUGGCUAAUCACUUAGGAAUCGACUUACUUGUGUCUCAGGUGACAUUUUCUGAGGAAAGGUUUGAAGCUGUGACAUUAUCGAAAAGUGAGGGAUCAGGAAUUGUAAUGGACACCAAGAUGCAUUCCUACUUGAAUGGUCAUUUAGUCAACCUUGUUGGGAACACAUCUGCAGAAAAAACAACUCAGGAAUUAAGGAUUACUGCCUCGGAUCAUCCCAACCAUAGACUAGCGUUACAGGGAAGGAGAAAAUCUCAAGUUCGAAUGGGACAAAGGAGGAGGGGAGCAGUUUCCAACAGAAAUAUCUGGAGUAGUAGGUUUAGUAGUAAUGCUUCCAGGAAGGUAGACCCAGAGAAAUUUGCUGAAUUCAUGAAAAAAGCUCACAGUGCAUCAACGUUAAAUAAUGUUGAUGGUAAAAAUGAAAUUCCACACAUUGGUCUUUAUACUGAGGAGGAUGUUGGUUCUGGUGCAGGCUAUGAAGAGGAGAAUAUUGUUGUUGCCACACAUAAAGUCAAACCGAACACAGAAACUAUGAAAGCAUAUAAGGUGUUAGAUUCCACACAAAUACCGCCUACAUCCACAAAGUUACCAAUUCAAUUUGAGAUGACAGGGCUACACCCAACAGAAAGAACCAGUUGGCCAUCUCCAGAGCUUGACCCUAAUUAUCUUCAACUUAGCAUGAUUGAUAAUAAAGAAGGAACUCAGAUGAGGAUUUUAGAAGAACAAACUGCACAGACCCAAACAUCCACAGAGAAAGCCCUCCCAUGGACUGCAGACCCCAAAAUUACUCCAUUAACAGAUAAUCCAGACCCAGUGGAGCUUAACCUUCCCACAGAUUCAGAAAGCCAGGUCAUAUUUACAGCAAUUACUACAGCUGAGAGGGAGAAUUACACUUUCACCCUCCAGACCACCCAGUCAAUAAAUUCCCCACAGCUGCCUGUGGGCUCCACAAUUAUCGCCCAGCAACGGAUCCAGAUUAUUCCACACAAAAGACACAAAGGAAAAGGUGGCAGAAGGACCCUUCAUGGUCGGAGAAGGUUAAUUAAACCCAACAGGAUCACUGACGUACAGUCUUUUAUCAAUCGCCUUAAACAGUCGGCUCGGAAGAAUGAUGCAACCACCACAGAUUGUAACUCUGAUGAAAAGAGGACGGGAGUGGCUGCUAAUGUCCAAACUGUUACUCAAAUGUCUUCCUUUAAUACAUUUUUGAGCAAAACAGAUAAGCCUACCUCUACACAAAAUACUACAACUUCUGCUAUUAAUUAUUACGUAACUGGAAAUGUCAUCUUCAGCCAUGCUCAUUCUGGAUCAGAGGCUGCCACGAAGUAUAUAUUUGCUGAGGUCCAAGAAACAGAUCCUACAAUCAGUCCAGUUCUUGUCACAGGGGAAAAACAAGUAAUUACUACAGCAAAAUAUACCACAAGUACAUCUAAUACUGCCGAAGGAAAGAUCCACAGGGAACACAGGGAAAAUGGAGAGAAACUGAGAAAACUAAGACCAUCUAUUUCACCAGAAACUACAGACUGGACUACAAGUGUAACUAAACCCCCUGAUGGCUUGACUUUUACCAAAGCAGCGUUACCAGGCAUUCUUUGGACUAUAAAAAACACAAACAGCAUGGAAGGCUCAUUAGAUUACUUUGGAAGUUUAAUAUCUGAAGAUUUGGGGGUUACGACACUUGGUCCAAAAUUCCACCAUACUACAAGUCCUCCUGACCAUUCUAGGACCGAGACAGCUGAAAUACCACCAGAAAUACAGAACCUUCCUUCUCCACCUACUGUUAACCAAUAUUCAGUUGAUAACCCAUAUGAAGUCUCAACGUCAGGCUCUGGAGUCUUUUCAGAUAAUCAACUUGUGAUCAGACCGAGUCUCAGUGGAAGAAGAAGACAACAAGGACGAAGAAAGAAGCCUUUUCUUGGCAGGAGGCUUCACAGGAAACCAGCAUUUUCUAAAGUAAUUUCUAAUACAUCUGUAGUUUUGAAUGCAGACCUUUCAACUGAAAACAAUGCAAUUUCUGAAACAAAACAAACAAUUUCAUUUUCCAGUAAAAUGUGUAACUUUCCAAGCCCUUGCCCUACAGCUGCAUUGACACCAAGGACCACAAAACAACCAUCUACAGCUGUUCAGACAAAACUCAACAUCAGACCCCCAAUACAGGGAAAUUAUAGUGACAUUGCAAACAAGUCACUACUUAGAGCCGAAACAACUACUAUAUUUACAGCAGAGGACAAUGAUGAUGUCAAUUCACAAGACAAAAAAGACAGUGGGAAAUCUAUCCCAGACACUUAUAAUCCGUUCAUGGACAUCAAAGCUACCACUGCCAGACCAGCUAUAAUAAAACCCAAAACAGAAUCAAUGAAAAGCAAACCGAGUAUAGUUGGGGGAAAUGCAGCAAGCUUUACUGUUUUGACACACUCAGAUGCUUUUCUCCCAUGUGAGGCUGUUGGAAACCCACGUCCAGUGAUAACAUGGAAACACUUCUCAUCCACAGGCAACACUAUUUCUAUCAAGGAAAAUAUGGGGAGGAUAAAGGUGAUGAGCAAUGGAACACUGACCAUCCAAAAUGCUAACAUUAAGGAUCGUGGCCAGUACCUCUGUCUAGCUGUGAAUGAUCAUGGAUCAGACAAACUUCUUGUCACACUCUCUGUGGUAGCCUACCCGUCACGAAUCCUUGAGCCAAAAAUGAGAGAGAUUAAAUCUCAUACGGGAGACAGAGUGGAGAUAAAAUGUAAAGCUGAAGGUAGACCUUUACCUAUGAUUUCAUGGAUUUUGGCAAACAGGACCCAAGUCAGGGGUCAUGACACGGAGAAAGGAAGAGUAUUGGUAUCUUCUGAGGGGACUCUGAUUAUAGACCAUGUGUCCAUUUAUGAUAGGGGGUAUUACAAAUGUAUUGCCAGUAAUCCUGCUGGAGCCGAUACGGCUACUGUACGACUGCAGGUGGUUGCAGCACCACCAGGUAUUGUUGAGCAAAAACAUCAGCAACUUCAAGCUUGGUUGAGCCAAGACGUGUGGCUACCUUGCACCAGCUAUGGCACUCCACAUCCCAGCAUUCAUUGGGUCCUUCAUGAUGGAUCAAUGGUCCGAUCCAAUAAACAAACAGGUGAAAAAAGGAUAUCAGUGUAUGAGAAUGGCACCCUUGUUAUAAAAGAUGUGAAUGCAGAAGAUAAUGGCAAAUAUGAAUGUAUUGCAACCAGCUCCACGGGAUCAGAGCGAAGAGUAGUAACUCUCUUGGUAGAAAAACAACAGUAUCUACCAAAAAUAGUGGAAACGUCCCAAAACUUGACAGAACUUUAUUUUGGGGAUCAGUUAAGGCUUAGCUGUUCAGCAACAGGAGACCCUAAACCAAGGAUGUUCUGGAAGCUACCCUCUAAAACUAUUAUUAACCAUUGGAGCAGAAUGGGCAGCAGAAUUCAGGUCUUGUAUAAUGGAACUCUCAUUGUCAAACAAGUGAGUGAGAAAGAUGCUGGAGAUUAUCAAUGUCUGGCACAAAGUCCAAUUGGAGAGGAUGUUCGGCUCAUGAGAGUAACAGUAUCAAUGAAACCAGCCAAAAUAGAGCCCAAGUUUGACAGAAAAAAGCAUGUUCGUUAUGGUAAUGACUUGAAAGUAGACUGUAAAGCCUAUGGAGCACCAAAGCCAGAAGUCUAUUGGGGCUUACCAGAUGGUACAGUGAUGAACAGUGGUUUGCAAGCUGAUGCUGGCAAUGGAGGAGGGCGAGCACGUCACUACACACUGUUUGAAAAUGGAACUCUGUUUUUGAACCAGGUUAGCACUUCUGAAGAGGGGGACUACAUAUGCUAUGCUGAAAACCAAGUAGGAAAGGAUGAGAUGCAUGUUCACAUUACCGUGGUAACAACUGCCCCAAGAAUACGCUCACCAAGCCAAACCUAUGCUAGGGUGAAGCCUGGAGAAAAUAUUCGCUUUGACUGUGAAGCAUUUGGGGAGCCAAAACCAAAGAUUCUUUGGAGGCUACCUAACAAUGAUGUAAUAGCAGCAUCAAACAAACGCUACCUAAUCCAUGCCAACGGUUCACUGGAUAUACGAGAUGUAAAGCUUAGUGAUACAGGGGAGUAUGUCUGCAUGGCUCGCAACCCUGGUGGAGAAAACCAAAAGGAAUAUAAAUUAGACAUAGAUGGGAAUCCACCAGUUAUUAAUGGCUACCAACAGAACAGGACAGUUGUCAAAGACAUGGCCGUGAAACAUUCCAGGAAGCUUUUAGACUGCAAGGCUGAAGGUAACCCCACACCAACUAUAACUUGGAUUAUGCCUGAUAAUAUUUUUCUUUCAGCCCCAUACUUUGGAAGCAGGAUUAAUGUACAUCUUAAUGGGACGUUAGAGAUUCGGAAUGUGCGUCCCUCUGAUACUGCGGAAUUCAUUUGUUUGGCAAAAAAUGAUCAGGGAGAUGCGGUUAUGAUAGUCCAACUGGAAGUUACCAGUGUGCUUCAAAGGCCAAUCUUCAAUAACCCCUUUAAUGAACGUCUUGUGUCACAGCCUGGAAAAACUACCAUUCUGAAUUGUUCAGCUCAUGGACAACCAACGCCUGAGAUCAUUUGGACUUUGCCUAAUGGAACACGGCUUACUAGUAGAUCCAAACACAUUACUCGUCACCAACCAAGUGAUGAUGGAACUUUAAUAAUUUAUCGCUCUCGUGAAGAAGAUUCUGGAAAGUACCGCUGUGGGGCCAGGAACUUCCUUGGUUAUAUAGAGAAACUAUUCAUUUUGAAUAUUGGGCAGAAGCCUUACAUCUUCACAAGGCCUAAAGGCAUCUUGCACACUAUUUCUGGGGAACCUCUGUAUCUUCAUUGUUUGUCUGAUGGAAAUCCCCGACCCAGAAUCUACUGGACUAUUCCUGGUGGUCACACUCUUACUCAGCCUCAGAUACUCGGCCGCUACAAUUUACUAGAGAAUGGUACCCUGGUUGUUCAUGGCACAACUGUAAAUGACAAAGGAAACUAUAUCUGUAGGGCUCGUAACAGUGCUGGCGAGGCACUGAUUACUGUCCCUGUUAUUGUCGUUGCUUACCCUCCACGUAUAACUACAGGGCCACCUCCCCAACUGAGGGCAUUAAAAGGAACACCACUAAAGCUAAACUGUGCUGCAACUGGAAUUCCAAAGCCAGAGAUAACUUGGGAACUUCCAGACCAUUCAGUACUUUCAGCAGCAGAGCUUUUGGGUAGUAAGCUGCUUCACCCUCAGGGAACAAUUGUCAUCCAGAGACCAACUUCUUCUGACUCAGGCCAAUACAAAUGCUCAGCCAAAAAUUACCUAGGUACAGACUCAAAAACAACAUAUGUUAUUGUACUCUGAGUGGAGUGGAGACAGACUGUUUUGUGUGCUAUAUCUUGUGCUAUAUCAUGCUGUAUAUCAUGGGUGAAUCCUUUGCAUCUUUAGACUUAGGAAAUAAUUAUAGAGCUCAGUUACAGCAAUAGAAUACUGCUUUUUUAAGCGCUUAGUGUACCACAAUAGAGAGUAAACCCUUCACAUGAGGUCCUGUCCUGAUUUAUAUGUACAAGUGCAGACUGCUUUUUCAUAGGAGCAUUGGAUUUUUGUUUUUUUUAAAUAAAUUUAAACCUUUGUUAAUGUUUGCUGGUAUGUACACAAAAUACUCGAGACAAUAACAGAAAAAGACAUUGUGUCCUACAAAAAUUACAUCUUUCAAAGUGUUUCAGCAAAAAUAAAUUGAAUUGUUAACUUGGCUAAUCUGUUAUUUGUUUUGUAUGGCUUCCAUAAUCAACCUCUAAAGUAUAAUAUAGAAUGUUGUGUUACAGUAACAAUAUGAAGGGGGGGGGGGCUGAAAAAACUUCAGUCAGUCUUCACUGAUUAAAAUAAACCAAUAGUUGUUCUUUAUCUUUAAUUACAUAGAAGACUCAUGGAUAACUGCAGAGACAAACUCUCUACCAUAAAACAAAAAAAAUAUAUUGUUUAAAGAGCACAAUUUCUGUAUUAGUCAUC